This is a messenger RNA of Pararge aegeria (speckled wood butterfly), 1845 nucleotides long. Its product is annotated as dynein regulatory complex subunit 5. The coding region runs from base 1 to 1845 and encodes 614 amino acids. The transcript is spliced from 11 exons. The record is from RefSeq and is a predicted model, not a curated record. Gene Ontology annotation, molecular function: protein binding. Lineage: Eukaryota; Metazoa; Arthropoda; Insecta; Lepidoptera; Nymphalidae.
AUGAAACUCCCAACAUCUAUUAGCAGUAAUACCUAUCUAGCUUAUAAAAGUAAUGAAGACCUCGAAUGGGAAAGAAAAUUGAAAUCCGAAAAUUUUGAAUGGAAUUUGAAUCAUCCCAAAACCCUUGUGAACAUUUGCAUUGAAAAAUUGAGUGAUAAUUGGAUAGGAGUACCAGCAUUGGAAGACUUCAUAGCAAAAGACCGAGAUUUUUUUUUACAAAUUUUGAGCACGAGUGUUCCACUACAAAUUUUAGUUGAUAAUAUUAAAAGCGAUAUAUUUUGGAAAAGAUGUUAUUACACAAAAUGGUCCCAUUAUCCUGCUGAUAGUAAUCAUAAACCAUGGAUUAAAAUUUUUAUGGAACAACAUUACGCAGAAAUUCUGGAAAAUAUGAAUCCACGUCAGUACGAUCCUGAAAAGGUCAAAAACAUGGUAAAACUUUGUGGGCCCUACAUACAAUCAUUAUCGAUAACUAGUUUGGUGCCUGCUGAUCUUCCUGAUCAAAGAAAUACUUCACCAGAAAUGAUUGGAAUUAUAUCGGGGCAACGACAAGCAAAUAAGCUUCAGAUGAACAAAAGCAGCGAAACUAUGUCAAGAGAUCACAUAUCAUUAUAUGCAGCAUUGGGAAGUUUGACAAAUUUAACUGAAUUACACAUCGUUUUUCAACAGCGAUUUGUUGGUGUGGAAUAUCGCAGAGAUCAAUUUCAAUUCACUAAUAAUGACGCAAAAAAUUUAGCGCGUGGUUUGGAGAACUGUGCACUAUUAAAAUCACUGAGGAUAACUAGAAGUGAUAUGAACUGUCAAAGAGUAAAAUAUAUUCUUCGGGGAUUAACCGAUAACUUUAAUAUUGAAACUUUGGACUUCAGCCACUGUAAAAUUGGUGAUGAUGGUGCAUUAACUAUUGCUAAAUUUAUAUCAAAACGAGAUAAACUUCGCAGUCUUAUUUUAGCUGAUAACUUAUUCGGUCCAGUCGGCUUAGAAAAUAUAUCUUCAGUACUGAAUCACACAAGCUGUGGGUUACGCACCUUAGAUUUAAGACUGAAUAACAGACUAGGCUCCGAAGGAAUUGGCCAUCUUGCAGUGGCUAUAGCCAGAGGAUGUAAUUUAACAUCGUUGAACAUAUCUGCAUGUGGAAUUAAGUCGGGACCGUUAAAAAAACCUCCAGCUGGGGUUUGGUCGACUAUAAAUGCUGAAAAUCCACCAACUUGUGGUGAUCUUCUGGCAAGAGCUAUAGGUUUAGUAAAAACUCCACUAAGAUCUCUAGAUAUUAGUGUCAAUAAUAUUGGAUCGCCUAGUGACCACAUUCUGUCAAACGCGAUUUGUCUAAGCUAUUUGGUUGACAUUAAUUUGAAACGGUCUGGUAUGGGAUCAAUGGCUAUGGCAAUUGCUGAGUCUGCUGCAGCCGCUCAAAGGCUGAGAAGAGAGGCUGAAAAAGGUAUACGAUUCAGACGAAGUGCUGGUAGAGUAGUUCAAGCACGAAGAAUCGUCAAAGGAAUGAAUUUAGAUGCGGAUCCCUUACUACUAGCUCAACAGUUAUCAGCCAGACCUUCAAUCGUAUCGGUUGCUUCAGAGGAAGGAUAUUUUAGCGUUCAAACUCAACCUCUCCCUGUUGAUUUUGGAUUUGUACCUGCUCUAAAAAGUCCCAUGCCGUCUUCACGAACUUCCUCAAUCACUGGUCCUUCAACUUCAAGAAGAUCAAGCCAUCACGUUAUUUUAGAACCAGUACAGGAGGUGCUUCGUGCAACUUUGGUGCGCCGCAGGUCUGAUGGAUCACUUAUUCAACCACGUGUUGACAAUACCGAACGCCAUAUCAAAAUAUACGUAUCUAAUGAAAAUACGAAAGUAUAA